Trifolium pratense (red clover) is the source of this 1020-nucleotide messenger RNA. RefSeq lists its product as uncharacterized. Bases 302 to 850 code for a protein of 182 amino acids. NCBI's taxonomy places the organism in Eukaryota, Viridiplantae, Streptophyta, Magnoliopsida, Fabales, Fabaceae. The transcript has a single exon. The record is from RefSeq and is a predicted model, not a curated record.
UAAAUUUCAUGACAAUUAAAUUGGUCCCGUUACAAAAAAAAAAAUUGAGAACAUAGUCCCCACUUUCAUGAUUCAUGACUAUACACACCAUUCCCCUAUUAACAAUCCAAUUCUUUAUUUAUGUUGAAGAACGUGAACUUUCUAUUUAUAUUACCUAAGAGUCAGAACCAUAUGAUAAAUUAAUAAUCUCUAUAGACACUAUACAUGUAGCUGUUUAUUGACUCCAAUCUAGAGGCAUUUUUUUAGAUCUAAGUUUUUAAACUAUAGCUAGAGAGUACUCAAAACAUUUUCCAAAUCCAAAAUGGUUUUGAAUAAUGAUAGUGUCAAUCAUCAUCAUUCAUCUGAAAUGUCUUUUAGAAUAACACAAGAUGGUAGGUUUUUUUCUAGACUAAUGUCCAAAGAAACCUCAAAUUCCAACUCAUCUUCAAGGAGAGUGUUCUAUUAUGGUGAAACAUCAGUUGCUGUUCCUUUCAAUUGGGAGGCACAGCCAGGAACUCCUAAACAUCCUUUGUCGGAAACUUCGUUGCCGCCCCUUACACCUCCACCUUCAUAUUCUAGUACUAAUUACAAGUCUAAUGGUAAGAGAAGAAACUCAAAAGUCAACAUGUUUUUAACCAUUUUGCCUAGGCUUGCAUGUUCAAGGAAAUCUCAUGUGUCGCUGUCUUCGUCUUCGUCAUUGUGGUCAUCGUCGUCGUCAUCUUCAUCGUUGUCGUCGUUUUCGACGAGAGAUGGAAGGCUAUCAAGAUCUCCUCACUCUUCAAUAUCUUUGAAGACCAAAUUUUCAAAUGGGUUUAAAGGGUGUUAUCCUUUUGGGAGUAUGAAGAAUGCAACUGUAAGCCAUGGACUUUAAUUAGUUUAAUCUUAAUUCCUUGGUUUUUAAUUAUUUAGAUGCUUUUUACAUCUUGUAGAAAUCUACGAAUUUUUUUGUUUUGUUAAUGUAUUUAAAAUGAUGCUUGUGUUGGACUAAUAGCUAAAUGUGUCAAACAUGCACAAUAUUGAUGUCAUAUUUCUUAUGAUCAA